GCAUAGUCAUUGGUUGUGCGACACCUCGCUUUGCCUUGCCUGCCCAACGGUCUCUGGUUGCAUUGAGACAUCCGGCGGGUAGAAGACAGACGCGCUGCUGUCCGCAAGGCACGCCUGUGGUUAAAGGAUAGGGCACGGUCUCUCUGGUGCUCCGGAUGCUGGAAGACGGAUAAAGCAUUUAUUCCAUCUGAUUUAUAUUUCGAUUGAGAUUCUGAAAACAUCAAUCUGUGGUUUGCACUGCAGAGUGGAUGACCAGAUGGGGAAUGGCUCAAUGAAAUCAAAGUGCUUCAAGGAGCAAGGAGUGGAUGGAACUGGCAACACCAUGGCCCCCACAACCAAAAGAGAAAAAACAAAUCACAGAGACACUCUGUCAUCAGUUAGUGAUAAAAACACAGAGGUAUUAGAAGGCCUCAAAGCCAGGAUAGAGCAUUUGGAGGCAGAAUGUAGGGGGAAGGACGAGGAACUGACCAGUAAGGACCUCCGGAUCAAGCAGCUCCAGGAACAAUUGGCCAACCAAAUGCGAGUAGAGGUGGAGCUGAAGGAAGAGAUUCAGAAGAUAAACCUUCAGCUGAACAACCAGAUCCAGACCAAGAUUGGAGCUGCUGAAAGUACACCUGCCCCUGUCAUAGGUGUGGGUCAGAGUGUGGGCGUGACCAAGUCUUCAGGAAGCAGAAAGUUCCGAUCCAGCGUCAGCAGCCGGGUCCGAGACACAGUGAACAAGAGGAGGGGGGCCAAGGCCGGGGUUUCUGCUGAGCCCACAUCCAGGACCUAUGACUCCAGCUGCCUGCCCAAGUUUUCCCUGGAGAUGGCCCGUGUGCCCAAGGAUGCCAGUGUGAAGAAACUGCUGUGUGAGGCCCUCUGUAAGAACCCCUAUCUGAGGAGCCUGGAGGGACAACAGCUCAGAGACAUGGUGGAGUGUAUGUACCUGAAAGGUUACCAGCAGGGGGAUUACAUCAUCCGGCAGGGAGACACUGGCAACCACCUGUUUGUCCUGGCAGAAGGGAAACUGGACGUAUUACAGGACAAGAAAUAUGUGACCUCCAUAGCUGUGUGGACAACAGUUGGUGAGCUAGCCAUGUUGUAUAACUGCACCAGGAAUGCUUCAGUACGGGCGGUGAGUAAGGUGAAGACAUGGGUUCUGGAGCGGGAGGCCUUUCAGAACAUCAUGAGAAUGACAGCCGAGAACCGACACCAGCAGUACCGCCACUUCCUUAGGAGUGUCUCACUGUUGGCUAACCUACCUGAAGAAAAACUCAGCAAAAUUGUGGACUGUCUAGAAGUGGAGUACUAUGACAAAGGAGAAUAUGUGAUCAGGGAAGGAGAACAGGGGAGCACCUUUUACAUCAUAGCAAAGGGAAAGAUUAAGGUUACCCAGAGCACAGAGAAGCAUAAAGACCCCCAGACAAUCAACUUCCUGCAGAAAGGAGACUAUUUUGGAGAGAAAGCCCUAAUCAGUGAUGACGUCAGGUCGGCCAACAUCAUCGCGGACGAAGAUGGCGUGGAGUGCCUCGUUAUCGACCGGGAGACGUUUGAUCAGACGGUCGGCACUUUUAAUGAGCUCCAGGAGUAUCUCCAGGGUUACGUGGCGACACUGGACAAACACGACAAGAAGAGACAAGCCAAGAGGUCAGAUUCUGUGAGGCAGCACAGCCCCCCCUUCUCCCCAGACCAGUGCCAACUGAAGGAGGAGAACACAGGCAGGAUAUCUCCCCCCUCCCUCUCGGUCACUCUGGACAGUCUGGAAGUAAUUGCUACUCUGGGAGUAGGAGGAUUCGGCAGGGUUGAACUGGUGACAGCAAAGAAUGAGGAUGAGGAGGAGCCAAAGACGUUUGCAAUGAAGGUGAUGAAGAAGAGACACAUAGUAGACAACAGACAACAGGAACACAUCCACUCAGAGAGAAGGAUACUGACCCAGGCUGACUCAUCCUUCAUCGUCAAGCUGUACUGUACUUUUAAAGAUAAUAAGUAUGUGUAUAUGUUGUUGGAGGCAUGUCUGGGAGGUGAGCUCUGGAGUUUACUGAGAGACAGAGGGAGCUUUGAUGAAUCCACUGCAAAGUUCUGUGUGGGCUGUGUCACAGAGGCAUUUGAUUAUCUCCACCACAACAGAGUCAUCUACAGGGACCUGAAACCGGAGAAUCUCAUGCUGGAUGCAGACGGAUACAUUAAACUGGUGGACUUUGGCUUUGCCAAGAAGAUCCAGGUGGGCCAGAGGACCUGGACAUUCUGUGGGACUCCGGAGUAUGUGGCGCCGGAGAUCAUCCUGAACCGGGGGCAUAACUUUAGUGUGGACUUCUGGUCCCUCGGCAUUCUGGUCUAUGAACUGCUCACAGGCAGUCCACCUUUCUCAGGCAGUGAUCCAAUGAUGACUUACACCUUCACUCUUAAAGGCAUCGAGAAGAUGGACUUUCCCAAGAAGGUCUCCAGGAGACCUGAGGAUCUCAUACGCAAACUGUGCCGACGCAACCCUGCUGAGCGACUGGGCAACCUGAAGAAUGGAAUCACAGACAUCAAGAAGCACCGAUGGUUCAGUGGCUUUAACUGGGAGGGGCUGAAAGAAAGGACUUUAACAUCCCCCCUGAAGAGAGAGCUCUCUGGUCCUACAGACCACAGGUAUUUUGACAGCUAUCCUCCAGAUGAUGAUGUCCCACCAGAUGAGCUGUCUGGCUGGGACAUAGAUUUCUAAAGUACCCUGUCUCCAGAGCCCAGACAGUAGGAUCCAGUUGGCUUGGAUCACCAACACUGCUACUGAAAUAAAGUUAACAAGAAACACUGUGUUCAUGAAUGAGUAUUCCAGUGACAAGACCAAACCAUACAGUAAGCUGAAUAAGCUUCAAUUGUAGGUCCAAAUUAAUGUUACAAACCCGAUAAACAUUUCAACCCUUUUACACAAUAUAAAGUUAAUUAGACUAUAGUUGAAAUAGUCUUAACAGAAAAUCCGAAACCAACACUAAUCUCAAUAUUUCAAGCUAUCCAAACUCCAAUACCAAACCAAAAAACACAAAAUGCAACAAUAAAUCAAUCCAAAAGUAGGUCUAAAAUAUAUCAGAAUAAUCACAGCUGGAAAUAUUUCACUGUAGAGAUUCUUUGUAUGACUCAAUGACCUUGGUGUUCACAGUAAACCAAUGGAAUAAUAAUAUUUGGUUGGGAAUUUUAUAAUCAACAGUAAUGAGCUCAUAAAGGGCAAUGGAAAAUGCAAUGUUUAGUCUGGAAACCUUUUUUCUUCCCAAAACUAGCCUAGCCUGGUACCCACCAAACAUUUCCUCAAAACAGAUACCCCCCAUCUCCCGAUGGCAGAGUCUAUAUAAAUACUACAAAGCUGACCAAAUUCCGCCAGAUUUAUGUCUGUGUUUGAGAGACUCCUAACUUAAAGGAACAUCCUCUUUUAAAGGCAUAGUCCACCAAAAAUUCUAAUGGCAGACAUGUUGGUUUGCCAGAGCAUAUUAUGUUGUCAGAACUGGAUUGCAUGGCACUGUAAGGGACAACACACAUAAAGGUUCAAACUGACAAGGGUUUAACAUCUUGAAACAGAUCUAUUUCUGUUAUUCAGUAUACAGUUCCGAAUUACAGUGGUGUCACACACCCAAUCCAAUACAACUGAUGUCACCACACCCCAGUGGUUCUAACACAUGAGUCUGUGUGUGUUUGUAUUUGUACCAUGGCAUGAUGGGUACAAUGAUAUAAUUACAAAUCUUGAUUUUGCUUUCAAAAGAUUGGUGGAAGAAGGUGAAUCUGGUACAAGGAUGGACAGCGUUUUUUAGCUUUAACUAAAACAUAACAUAGAGGUUUUUAGCUGCAUGCUUAUAGAAUUCAUCCUCUGGGCCAGUGAGUUAUCAAGUGUGAGCCUUCUGGAGAGUAUUGCCAAACCAGAGAUAAUAUUUACACUCUGAGCGUCAACUUUGACCUACUAGAAUGUGUUUCUGUGGUUCCUUUCCUCUUGGACGUCUCAGAGACGAGCUCAAGUGGCAGAGCUACCGCAGAGAUUUGGCCAAGGGCAGUUAUAUUGUUUAUAACUUGUGCAAACAACAGUAUAUUUUGUGUUUUUGGUUUGUGGAGAGAUACAUAUAUGUUUUCAAGUUUUCUUCUUGUGAUUAAAGGAUUCCCUUUGAACAUUUUAA
Molecule: messenger RNA, 4115 nt
Organism: Esox lucius (northern pike)
Lineage: Eukaryota; Metazoa; Chordata; Actinopteri; Esociformes; Esocidae
Gene: prkg2
Product: protein kinase cGMP-dependent 2
Exons: 20
Coding region: 257-2683 (808 amino acids)
Biological process (GO): protein phosphorylation
Molecular function (GO): cGMP-dependent protein kinase activity; ATP binding
Source: RefSeq, a predicted model, not a curated record